UUGAAUUUUUUGUUUAAAGUUAAAAAUAAUUAUUUAAUAUGUUUUGUAUUCUACAGAAUAUGGACUGGAUAAAAUGUGCUUCCAUUAGUUCCAACAGUUGACAGGAUGUUUAUCAACGAGACCCGGUUGUGCGGGCAGGAGGAAUUCCAUGUUUGGAAUAGAACUGCUGAAGAUUUUGGAACAUGCUUCCAGCAUAUAUUCCUUAUUUUUCCAGCACAGGUUUUCCUGGCUGCUACUUCUGCCUACUAUUUAGGGUUUCAAUCCACACAAUGGUUUCUCAGAUCAAGGAUACAGAAGCAGACCUUGAUUUGUCGAUUUCUAGCUGUUCUCUUACUUACCCUCAUACCCUUCAGCAGAUCUAUAGCCUUAUACUGCUUGGAUAGAACUUCCAUGCUUCAGGAAGGGGAAGCAGGGAUUCUGUCAGGAGCUGUUCAAACUUUUUCCUGGUGCCUUCACCUUGUUUACUCUUAUCAACUGCGGCAUAGAAUCAGUCUUUCAGUUCGUGGUCCUCAACCUGUUAUAUUUGCCUGGUUUCUAUGCCUUCUUGUUAAUAUUAUACAGUGUAGAAGUAUCAUCAGUCAGAGUGAUCAUUUGGUAGGAAACUCUGACAAGGUCACAUUUGCUAGUGCCAUUAUAAGCUGCAUCUGUCAAGGUGUAUACCUACUCACGCUUAUUCCUGCUGGCGACCAAAGAUCAAGUCAAUAUGAAGAGCUUGGUUCCAGAGAUAGACCAGAUACGGAACCUCUUCUGUCUGAGCUAGGAUUCAGCACUAGCUUUAGACAGAGAGCAUUAUAUGCUGGGAAUUAUGGAGGUUUCCUUGAUGAACAUGACCCAUACUAUCUUGGGGUGGCAAAAGAUUCAUCUAAGGUGGGUUGGCUAAACAAGCUUCUGUUCUUCUGGGUCAAUCCUCUGAUUGCCAAGGGGGUCAGAGGCAACCUUAACACUGCAGAUGAUGUCCAUGAUCUCCCAGAGUAUAUGACUGUCCAUCAGAUUGGCCUCACAUUCAAGCAAAAAUGGGACUACGCUGAAAGAUUGAAUCCUGGCUCUGUUAAGUUAUUAAAAAUUUUAUAUUCAUGUUAUGGAAAGACAUUUUUUGCCAUUGGUUCUCUAAAAUUUAUCACUGACGUAUCUGGCUUUGCUGGACCUAUACUUUUGAACCUGUUGGUGACAUUUGUAGAAGACAAGAAGAAAGAAAUUCCAAUUGGUUAUGGAUAUUUGUAUGCCAUUCUGCUCUCUGGAACUGCUUUCAUAUCUGCCAUAUCCAGUUGCCAUUUCAAUUUCUUCAUGAGUGAACUUGGACUCCGAAUAAGGGGUGCUGUUAGCUCCUCUGUGUAUAGAAAAGUUAUAAAUGUAUCAAAAAGUAAACUCUCUAAGUUUAACAAUGGACAGAUUAUUAACUUCAUGUCAACAGAUGUUGAUAGAAUAGUCAAUUUUUGCCCCAGUCUUCAUGCAGCAUGGAGCCUUCCUUUCCAGUUCAUAGUUACCCUUAUUCUACUUCACCAACAAGUUGGAAUAUCCUUCCUCACCGGUCUUAUCUUCACAAUACUGGUGAUCCCUGUCAAUAAGUGGAUUGCGAAUAAGAUAGGUAACCUCAGCGAGAAGAUGAUGACUGCAAAAGACUCUCGAGUAAACUUGAUGUCUGAGCUUCUCUCUGGUAUAAGAGUAAUUAAAUGCUUUAAUUGGCAAAAGUUCUUUUCUGGGAAGGUGAAUGAGAAAAGAGGAGAUGAGCUUAAAUAUCUUAAGGGCAGGAAGUAUCUAGAUGCCCUUUGUGUGUUCCUAUGGGCAUCCACACCCGUGAUAAUAUCAGUGCUUACAUUUAUAACCUAUGUCCUUCUUGGGAACACUCUAACUGCAGCGAAGGUUUUUACCUCAGUGGCACUAUUUGCAAUGCUAACAGGACCACUGAAUGCUUUCCCAUGGGUGUUGAAUGGAUUAAUAGAAUCUCUGGUAUCACUGCGCCGAUUAGACAAGUUCUUUGCUCUUGAAGAGUUCAAUCCUGAUGCUUACUUCAGCAGGAUGUAUGAUAUCGCAAAGAUUGAACAGGAGGAAAAUAGUUCAAUUGUGAUGCAAAAUGCUUCCUUUAUCCAUCAAAAUGAGGAAGAUUCACAAUUUAGGCUCAAUAAGCUGAACCUUUCUGUUCUUGAAGGAGAAUUUAUUGGCAUUAUUGGGACUGUUGGUGCAGGGAAAUCCAGUUUACUCGAGUUGGUGGUUGGAGAACUGGAAAAGGUGGAUGGAUGUAUUGCUGUUGAUAAACCUUCAGAAGGUAUUGGAUAUGUGACCCAGGAUCCCUGGAUACAGGAGGGAAAUAUCAGAGAUAAUAUUCUUUUUGGAACAGCUUACCAGCACACACUCUACUCACAGGUGACAGAGGCUUGUGCCCUGGUUGAUGAUUUUAAAAGUUUAGCUCGAGGAGAUAUGACAAAUGUAGGAGAGAAGGGGAGUAAGCUCUCAGGAGGACAGAAAGCAAGAAUAUCACUAGCCCGAGCAGUUUACCAGAACAAGAAGCUGUAUCUAAUAGAUGAUAUAUUCUCAGCUGUAGAUGCUCACGUAGCUGCUCAUAUCUAUAGAAAAUGUAUUAUGGGUUUGUUGGGACACACUACCCGGCUACUGUGUACUCAUCAUACCCGGUAUUUAACGAGUGCUGAUACUGUUGUGUAUAUGGAGGAAGGAUCAAUCGUAGACAAGGGCCCCCCUUCAUCCAUUUUACCAAAAAUGUGUCAGAAAGCAGCCGAGGCCAGUAUAGCCUUCAGUAUGCUUGGAACUCCAUUGGAAACUGGAAGGAAUUCUCCAACCCGAGAUCAGGAAACUGUCUCCCACCCCAGGAAUAGAAAUGGGAAUGUCUCCAUUGAAGACUCCAAUAUAGAGACUCAGGAGAAAGGAACUGUUAAGUUUGCCAUCUAUAAACAAUACUGGAAAGCUGUGGGAGUACUCCUAUCCCCAACUAUUCUCCUGUCCCUGCUAGCCAUGCAGAUAACUCGUAAUCUUACAGAUGUCUGGUUAGCACACUGGGUUAGUCUGGACGAAUCGAAUUCAACCUCGCCCAACACCUCAAGCUCAGAGCUCCAGUACUACCAUGGAUAUCAAUCCGAGGAUCAUCAUGGAGGACCCCACUGGGGGACAGAUCUCAAUAUCAGAUAUUAUCUAACCGUCUAUGCCACCAUUGCAGCAAGUAAUUCUUUCUUCAGCCUUAUCCGUGCCUUCCUGUUUGCCUACGGAGGGAUUUGUGCUGCUAAAUCAAUCCAUGGAAAACUCUUAAGGGUUAUUCUGAAAGGACGGAUAACAUUUUUUGACAAUACUCCUGUUGGUCGGAUACUUAAUAGGUUUAGCUCAGAUCUUUAUACUGUAGAUGAUAGUCUUCCAUUCAUCCUCAAUAUAUUCUUAGCGAAUCUGUUUGGAGUGGUUGGACCUGUUUGUGUCACAGUGUACGCUCUACCCUGGAUACUCUGUAUCCUGGUUCCUCUUACAUUCACAUACUUGAACAUACAGACUAGAUACAGGCCAGCCUCCAGGGACCUCAAGAGAAUAGGAAGUGUUUCUUUGUCUCCAAUAUAUUCACAUUUUUCUGAAACCUUGUCCGGAGUAUCAACUAUUAGAGCAAUGAAUCAGACUGCCCGCUUUGUCAGGGAAAAUGAAGAACGACUUACAUCAAGUAUGAGAGCUAGCUAUGCUGGUCAGGCUGCAAGCCAAUGGCUUGAGCUUCGAUUGCAAAUGAUUGGUUGUGGGAUGGUGGCUGGAGUUGCAGUAAUAGCUGUUCUUCAACAUCAUUUAAGCAUUGCAAACCCAGGACUAGUUGGGUUAGCUAUUAGCUAUGCUCUGGGUAUAACUGGAAAGCUAUCUGGGCUAGUUUCUAGUUUUACCGAGACUGAGAAAGAACUGGUGGCUGUAGAGAGAUGUGUUCAGUAUAUAGAUAAUAUACCAACAGAGAAACUCAAAGGAUCUUUAACCUCCCCUUACGGUUGGCCUAGCGAGGGAGUCAUAAGCUUAAAGAACGUACGCAUGAGGUAUCAAGAUCAUCUCCCAGAGGCUCUAAAAGGCGUUACUUUACAAACAAAAGCUUCUGAGAAAGUUGGAAUAGUUGGAAGAACUGGUUCUGGUAAAUCUUCAAUAUUCCAGUGCCUCUAUAGGCUUGUAGAAAUAGAGAGAGGAAGUAUUCACAUUGACAACGUUGAUAUCUCCCACCUCGACCUGGACGAGCUAAGAGAACAUCUGGCGGUCAUCCCCCAGCAGCCCUUCCUAUUCAGUGGGAGUAUCAGGGAGAAUCUGGAUCCGGAUUCAUUCUGUUCCGACCGUCAGCUGAAAGAGGCACUCAAGAAGGCUAAACUUGAUCGAUUGGUGGACAGGCUUGGUGGUCUAGAUUAUCAAAUAUCAGGCGAAGGAUCAUGUUUCUCGGCCGGACAAAAGCAGCUCUUGUGUUUAGCUAGAGCAAUCCUAUCUCCUGCUCGGAUAGUUCUAAUUGACGAGGCAACAGCUAACGUUGAUCAGGAGACAGAUCAGCAGGUUCAAGAGGUUAUUCAAAGAUGUCUGGCUGACCGGACAAUUCUAAGCAUAGCACACAGGGUCGAUACCGUCCUGGGUUGUGAUAGAGUUUUUGUAAUGGAGAAUGGUUGUGUGGUCGAGUCAGGUCAUCCAAAUUUACUUCUACAGGAUUCUAAUACCAGAUUUAGCAAAUUUGUCUCUGCAAGAUAAAGACAGUAUUCAUUCGCCGACUCCAGUUCACCUUCAAUUCAAUAAAAUUUUUAAAUUUUUAAACAUAUUCUUUUAUACAAGUAGCUUAAAAUGUUUAACAAUUUUGUUUAACUUUUCCAAAACUUUAGUUUACAUGUUAUGAAAGUUAAUAUUUUUAUUUAUACUUUUUAACUUUUCUUAAACUAUUCUUAAAUUUACCCUUUAGAAUAAUUUCAAAGAAUCAAUAGUGAAAAAUUCUUUUGUCCCAAAAACCUUGAAUAUUUAAAAAAAAUCACUUUUAAAAAAUCCACGAGCAAACUUUAGGAAAGCCGUAAAUGUGUGUUAACAAUUUUCGAACAGAAAAGCUAUGAUAUUCGUUACAGAAAUUUCGUUAUUUGGAUUUAUUUGCCAUUCUCUUCCAUUUGAAACUUUUACUGAUCAUGAACAAUUAAUGACAAGCACUGUAUUCAUUGUAAAUAAAAAACUGGUUUCAAAAAGAAUUCUUAAAAGUCGUGCUUUGGAUCAGGAUCCGUUGGAUCUGCAACAUUUUGGCUUCCUGGAUCCUGAUUUGGAUCCAAGGUGGCAAAAUAUCAACAAAAAACUGUAAAAAAAACUUUGCUCUCAACCCCUAAAUCUGAAAAAAGGCUCAUGAAGUUUUAGUA
Molecule: messenger RNA, 5327 nt
Organism: Eurytemora carolleeae
Lineage: Eukaryota; Metazoa; Arthropoda; Copepoda; Calanoida; Temoridae
Product: multidrug resistance-associated protein 7
Exons: 33
Coding region: 106-4686 (1526 amino acids)
Biological process (GO): transmembrane transport
Cellular component (GO): membrane
Molecular function (GO): ATP binding; ATP hydrolysis activity; ABC-type transporter activity
Source: RefSeq, a predicted model, not a curated record